AUGAUCUCUACUGCAGCAGGCAAGCUAGACUGGUACAGAGCCAAGGCCGCUUGGGACUCCUCUUCUCGCCUGAAGACCCCUCUGUGCAACGCGAUGAUGCAUGCCGCCUUUCGGUGUGGUCGGUAUGCAGAUGGGCAGCGCAUUUUCUGGGACAUGUGUGAGAAGCGCCUGCCUAAGAACUCGAUCACAUAUAACUGUGCCCUAAAGCUGUUCUCCAUGCUUGGGCAGUAUGAAGAUGCCUACGCCCUCUUCGAAGAAGCUCGUGACGACAUAGCGGUUUCGGGUGACCCUCGGUUUCUGUACCUCCUGUUGAGUGAGAUGAUCAACUCAAUGGCGGAGGCCGGCAAUGUAACCGGAGUUGGUGAGUUCCUGCAGCUCAUGACCGACAACGGCUUCCAAAUUGGUGAGGUGACCUUGGGCUCGGCUCUGAAAGCUUGCAUGCUCGCUGGAGCCCCGGCUGUAGCUGAUUUCUUCAUGGAACAGAUGGCCCAGUCAAACAUAUCAGCCACGGUUAUCCAUUACAGGCUGGUUAUGGGUGCCUAUGCAGGGCGCAAGGUGGAGCGCAUCCUCGCAUUGGCAGAGGAAGCACAGCGACACGGCUGUGACAAGGACACGUAUUUCUUAGAGGUGCAGGUUGCUGCUUUGCUCGGUUUCUGCGCCCGCGAGAAGCGGGUACAGAGUGAAACUGCAGCCCGAACUGUGGUCCGGUCAGCAUGGUGA
Molecule: messenger RNA, 720 nt
Organism: Symbiodinium sp. CCMP2456
Lineage: Eukaryota; Dinophyceae; Suessiales; Symbiodiniaceae
Source: the annotation of a GenBank genome assembly